AUGAUGUCGGGCGAACGCAGCCGCCGGGAUGCGAUGAGGUGGGCACUCAUGCCUUCAUCUGAGACCAUAGAGGAUUUCGAUGAGAAUUACGGAAAACGAAAGUUCAACAUGGAACUACUGGCUCAAGCCUAUGCUUGUGAUGACCUCGAUGAAGAUGAGCUGGCGUGUGUUGCCAGGCAGGAAAUCAGGGUCCAGAACAUGGAGGCUAACAUGAGGAAGAUCGCCGCACACUUCCCUGGCUAUGCACCCUUUACCAACCUCGGGGAAGGAACAGCGCAGCAGGUGGGAGACUUGCUUGGUCUGGCCGACGGAGGCAAGCCCCAGCCUGUGCAAGAGAAGGAGAAAGAGAAGCCGGUUCUGGGACGUAACUCUCAGAUAUUGGAGGCGGAGAAGACAUUCGGAGGUAACUCUGAACCUGUCAAAGAGAAAUAUCUACUCGCAGGCAACUGUGAGCUGGAAAUGGAGGAGGUGCGGAAUCAAGGGGUCAACCGUGCGCCCAGUGAGAGGACGAAGCGAUGGAUUCAAGGCAUCGUAGCCCUGAGGAAACAAAGGUACCUCAGGAGGCAGCAUAAGGAGCAAAUGCGCAUUGCCGCUCUGGCUCGAGAGCUGAACAACUGA
Molecule: messenger RNA, 618 nt
Organism: Alternaria arbusti
Lineage: Eukaryota; Fungi; Ascomycota; Dothideomycetes; Pleosporales; Pleosporaceae
Exons: 2
Coding region: 1-618 (205 amino acids)
Source: RefSeq, a predicted model, not a curated record